AGGCAUGAAAAAGCAAAGGCGAAGGCAAGCUCUCGACCAUGAUGACGAGCUAACGACCGCAUGUAAACCGACAUGAACGGUCGAAACACCAGAUCCUCCCACCUCCUCUCUCCUCCUGCCCUCGAUCUCAACCGCGAUUUUCUCUCUAUCGAAAGCCAAGAUAUUCGUGGAGGGUUCGAGUGGAAGUUAGAAAAAAAAGGGGGCAGGAGAGAGAAGGUGGGAAAGGUGGGAUUUUUUUAUCUUCUUUAUUUUUCAGGUGGUUUUCAUGAAUGAGAACGGAGACGGGGGGGUUUGUUCGGUGCGCUCAUCGUGACCGGAAGCGGAAGCGGUUGUUUCCAUGGCGGCGAGGGACCGUCGGAGAUGGGGCAGCGGCGGGGGUUCGGCGGCGGCGGCGGGGACGGCGUCUCGGUCUCGUGGAGCAGGUUCUUCUGGUGCACCAUCUUCGCCGUCCUCUCCUGCGUUCUCUUCACUGUCUUCACCUUCUCCACCCUCCGCUUCUCCGUCGGAGAAACUUUUGAACCGGUGGUCGUCCCCUCAUGGCGGAAUCCGGUGAUGAGAGCCGUCUCCGGCGACUCCGAGCCCGCUCCGUCGGUCUCGAUAAGGGAAAUGGUCAUAUUCCCCGACCAGGCCGUGAUUUUCCUCGAGUACCCUCCGUCGUCCCGGUUAUUUACGAAGGAGGACAUCCACUGCGUCUACGUAGAGGCCGCCGACUCGACCAAGCUGCGGCUCAGGCAGCCGCCGGCUGGAGUGGACGGCGAGGACUCCGGCGAGCAGAUCGUGCGGUGCCCGCUCGCCGAGAACGGGUCCUUGGUCUCUCUUGCGUUCGAGUCGAAGGAGCACGUCCCGCCGGGGCCGAGCCAUAGGUGGGACUCGCUGGUGUACGACGCCAUGAUCGACCGCGACAACACCACGGUCAUCUUCGUGAAGGGCCUCAAUCUCCGGCCCGAGAGGGUCUCCGACGCAUCGAGGUUCGAGUGCGUCUUCGGCUGGGAUUUCGGGAAGCCGAGGUUCUUGUUGCGAACCGAGGUCGAGUCGAUCGCGCAGGAGAUCGUGCGGUGUAAAACUCCCCUUAGUGUCUUGAGUAGUCCGCAGAGGAACGGCACCGCCGUCAAGGUCUCGGUCAGGGUAAAGGGCGGCCGGACGAUGCGGUCCAUAGCCCGGCCGGGCUGUCGGGCUGCGCUCAAGCCAACCGCUAGGAAGCUUCAUAACAUGUGCAUUUGCACGAUGGUGAGGAACCAGGGCCGGUUCAUCAGGGAAUGGGUCAUGUACCACGCCCGGAUCGGGGUGCAGCGCUGGUUCAUCUACGACAACAACAGCGAGGAUGACACGGACGACGUAAUCGAGUCCCUUGCCGGCUCCGAUUACAACAUCUCGAGGCACUUGUGGCCAUGGAUCAAGACGCAGGAAGCCGGGUUCGCCCAUUGCGCGAUGCGGGCACGGGACGCGUGCGAGUGGGUCGGGUUCAUCGACGUGGAUGAGUUCUUUCACUUGCCGACAGGUCUGUUCCUGGAUGACAUCCUGAGGAACGAGUCGAGGCCCAGGAACGUGGCCGAACUGAGGGUCUCAUGCCACAGUUUCGGCCCGUCGGGGCUCAAGCACGCCCCGAGGCAAGGGGUCAUGGCGGGGUACACCUGCAGGCUGGCGGCCCCAGAGCGGCACAAGAGCAUAGUCCGGCCCGAGGCGCUGAACUCCACGCUCAUCAACGUGGUGCACCAUUUCCACCUGAGGCGCGGGUUCGACUUCGCGAACGUGGACCGAGGGGCGAUGGUGAUCAACCACUACAAGUACCAGGUCUGGGAGGUGUUCAAGGAGAAGUUCUACCGGAGGGUGGCCACCUACGUCGCGGACUGGAAGGAGGAGCAGAACGUCGGGUCCAAGGACCGGGCCCCGGGCCUUGGGACCAAGGCCGUGGAGCCCCCGGACUGGCCGAGCCGGUUCUGCGAGGUCGAGGACACGGGCCUCAGGGACCGGGUGCUGCACGUCUUCGCCGACCCGCGGACGCGGCUCUUGCCGUGGCAGGAGGAGUAGGAAAAACCCUCGCAAGAAAUGGUGAUGGAGGAACCAAAGCAAAGCCCCAAGGACCCGAAGAACCCGCGGGCACAUCCGAAUCAGUCCCAAAAUGGCGCAAAGGAGGAAACUUUGUUCAGCCCCAGGCUCAAGUCGGCGGCCGCCAUGGCCGGUUGGGACGAGGAGACGCUCAUGAUCGCGAGCCUCAUUGUUGACGACACGCCAGUUCGUGAGUUCAAGCAAAAGAAGCGGUCGGAUUUGAAUUUCAAGACUCCCCCUUCAAAUUCGAGGAGGAAACGAAGGGAUCAGAGGAAGAGUCCUGCUCCGUUGCCCGCGACCAUUCUUGAUCUAGAUGAUGAAGAAACUAAAGCUACCGAGAGGAAGGAGAAUGAAACCUUAGUGAAAGAAGCGGCAAAAAACGAAGAGAAAGGCGAAAUACCCGAGCCAGGAUCGUGUGACCCGAGUCCAGCCAUUCCAUGCUUGGACCGACUCAGGGAAGAACUUUCAUGUGCAAUCUGUCUGGAAGUUUGCUUUGAACCCAGUACCACAUCUUGUGGUCAUAGUUUUUGCAAGAAAUGUCUGCGAUCCGCUGCAGACAAAUGCGGGAAGCGAUGCCCAAAGUGCAGGCAGAUAAUCAGCAACGGAAGAUCCUGCACUGUGAACACAGUCCUGUGGAACACAAUACAGCUUCUGUUCCCGAAGGAGAUCGAAACAAGGAGGGCCACCACCAAAACCAGUGAAGCAGAAACUCGAGAACCUGAAUCUCAAAAACCAGAAAGAAGAGAGAGUCGCAACCAUUUGGACAGGAGUCUUCGACCAUCAGUUGCAACAAGCAGAGACGCGUAUCCAAGGAGGAGAAGAGGAUUGCCGAGCCAGGAUGAGGAUGCCGCAUUUGCUCUGAGGUUGCAGAGAGAAGAGUUCAUGGAGGCUUUUCAGGGAAUUAAUGAGAGUUCCAGGACUUCAAUAUCCUCGGCCAGAGCAAACUUAAGAGCCAUGGCUUCCAGAGCCAUCAACAUUAGGACUAGAAGCCAGCAAAUCUAGAGACUAGCCGCUGGCUUUUCUUAUGGUUCAAGGUUUCGUCGUAGGCUUUUCUAAUUUUGUCAUGAGGUUUAUGGCAAGGAUCAUUUUGUCAUGGAGCGUAAGAUCAUUAAUUCUCCAUCGACUAAAUAAAAAUUUGUUCUGAUUCUUUCUCA
Eucalyptus grandis is the source of this 3200-nucleotide messenger RNA. Its product is annotated as glycosyltransferase family 92 protein RCOM_0530710. The transcript is spliced from 8 exons. The record is from RefSeq and is a predicted model, not a curated record. Lineage: Eukaryota; Viridiplantae; Streptophyta; Magnoliopsida; Myrtales; Myrtaceae. Gene Ontology annotation, molecular function: metal ion binding.